Molecule: messenger RNA, 5559 nt
Organism: Bombus terrestris (buff-tailed bumblebee)
Lineage: Eukaryota; Metazoa; Arthropoda; Insecta; Hymenoptera; Apidae
Gene: gcl
Product: protein germ cell-less
Exons: 9
Coding region: 607-2055 (482 amino acids)
Biological process (GO): germ cell development
Molecular function (GO): protein binding
Source: RefSeq, a predicted model, not a curated record
UGUGUAGUAUUCUGGCUAAUAGAAAUCAAGUCAAGGAAAAUUAUGAAGUGGUCACAAACACGAUCAUUAAUACAAAUAGGUCUUGACACUUGUCGAAAGCAUAGAAAAGACCGUCCAAAAGUUGAGUUACAAAAAUCAACAUAAAAGAUAAAAAGGUUCAAGUUCUGCGUGCGUGACAUACUAUGAAUGCUCAGACAGAGACACUCAACUCAUAUCUCACAAGAACUUUGUUAUCUUCCAUAUUGAUUUUUUAUGACUCAAUUUUCGAACGGUUUUCCCUAGCUAGUAUCGAGAUCGGCUUAUAAAAUUUAGGAAAUUCUGAGACACUACAAAGUAGAAAACUAUUAUUCCGAAAAUUGAAAAAUCUGAAAUAUAUAUGUUGUUAGAUUGAGCAAAUAUAUUUGUUACCAAUUAACACGGUUGUGUCAACACAGAUGGACAAUUUAGCGCUUCAAGAGGGACAUUUAUACAGACCUUUCUUCUGAAUACUGAACGCGCAGCAGACCUACAGUUCUCUGCAUUAAAAAAACAAUGUUGAGAAUUCUGAUGAAUUUAUCGGUGAUUGAACUAGAAAUUUCUUUUGCUCAUUGAAAUACAUAACGAAACAUGGGAAAUUACGUGAGAAAAAUUGCAUCGAUGUCAAAUAAUGCAGUGCACUCCGUAUACCGUGGUCGUAAGCGAAAGUGCAUCGAGGAAGAUGAUUUUGAUUCUGAAUCGGAUUACAUCGAUCGGACGCUUCAAACACCGAAAAAAAGGAAAUUGCUGACAACAGCACAAUACAUUUACAAAACCUUGUUCCAAGAAGAAAAAGGAAGUGAUAUAACUGUGCUCAUGUUGGGCAAAGCAUGGAGGUUGCAUAAAGUUUAUAUUAGUCAGAGUCCGUAUUUUGCAAGUAUGUUUUCAGGAUCUUGGAGAGAAGCAAAUGAGACAGUUAUAAGUGUAGAGAUUGCUGAUCCUAACAUUACAUUGGAUUCUCUUUUGACAGUCUUUGGUUCCUUUUACCAGGAUGAAGUCAGUUUAGAACCGAAAGAGGUCAUACCAAUUUUGGCUACCUCUACAUUAUUUCAAUUACAAGGAUUAAUUGACCAAUGUACAGAUAUUAUGGUAGAGACAACGAAUAUAAAAACAGUCGUUCCUUAUUAUAAUGCUGCUGUAUCUUAUGGUGUGCCAGUUGUAAAAACUGCAGCAAAACGGUGGUUAGAAGUAAAUCUCUUAGGAUAUGGAUGGUUACAUCCUACCUUUUUAAAAGAAAUUACACCUGAUUUGAUGAUUGAAUUAAUUGCUAGUCCUGAUUUAAUUGCUAUGCAAACAGAAUUUUGCAUAUACAUGAUGUUACGUGUAUGGCUAUUUGUUCAUGUACAUAAUAAAGAGGAAACACUUCAAAUUGAUGAAUAUUUUAGAAAUCAUAAAUGGACAAAACCAUUCCUUACAACAGAAGAAGGCAAAGAAUUUGCAGCACCUUUUAAAGCCCUGAGAAUGAAAUAUCUUUUACUUCACGAUCAAGAUGUAAAGAUUUUAUAUAGUGACAACUUAAUACCACAUGAGUGGUUACAUAAUGCAUAUAAAGAACAAUGGUUACAUUUACUAAGAAUAGAUGCGAAUAAAGAUCGAGGACCAAAACAAAUGAGUGAAGAAGAGUUUGCUCGUGAAUGUUUCCGUUGUGGAAGGUGCAUUGAAAAAGCUGGCGAGCAUAUUUGGAGAUGGACAGCAUUUCAUUUUGGAUUAGAUUUGGUGGUGUGCUUGGAUAGUACUACUUUGAGGAUUAAGAGAAAUCAUAGAUUAGAUACAGAUCAUAUAAAAGUUAAUCAUAGCAAGCACAAAAUAAUUUUAAAAGUAACUCUAAUUUCAUUGGACGAACAACGUCAAGUAAAACACAUUCAGAGUUCGGGUAUGCUUAGGUUGUCACUCCAUAAGAACGAAGAAAAACAAGUGAUGUCUCUGGAUAAACAACUUACUUAUCCUUUAUAUGUAUCAGUCAACAUGCAAGUAGUUACUCCAUUUGUAUCAAAGGAAGAGAAAAAAUCAGCUGAUAUAAUUACCUUCUCGGAUACUUAGCAUACUGAACAUUCAACGUUUUCGAAACAUUCGAACUGAAUCCGACGUACGCUUACCUCGGAUAACAAACCGGCUGUUCCAAUUUAUAAUACUUGAGUACGAUUAAGUGCUUUACAUUUUGUUACUCACCCACGUGACUUUUAUAUUGUGGAUACGCUAAUUUCUGAUUAAAAUUUUUAUAAAUUCAAGUGCUUCUAGUCGACUAAAUGAAAUUACGAUGUUAGUAUAUGUAUACGAAGAAAGUUUCAUUCUUCUGUUUUGUACUUUCCAGAUAUAUUAUAAUUCAGAUACUUAUCUUUUCUUAUGUGAAAUUGCACUUAUUACUUAUAAAAAAAUAUUAAGACUAUUAUUAAAAAAUGUAGCUUAAUUUUCAGGUGAUGUCAAUCAUGAGAAUUUUAUUUUUACUAAUUUCAAGUAAUUAAAUGUUAAAUUUUCUGAAAAGAAAAUUGUCAUACGAAAUACCACAGUAUUAGAUAUUUGUUUCACACUGGCACUUACGCAUUUAUAUAUUUAUAUGCCAUGAUGACACUAGUAACAAAAUAGGCUAAUUUUCCAAUUGAUAAUUUUAUACAUUCAUAGUAAAAAUAAAGAUGUAAUUGUGUAAGUUAAUUCAUAAACACACUGAUAGAGUACCUCUGUGUCUUCCGGACAGUUAUCGAAACAUCGACCUUCGUGCCUUAUGAAUGCCAAUUUAAAAGUAAAAGUGAAUAUUACUAUAAACAAAUGGAAAUAUUGUUUUUAUUGCUAACAGAAGUUUUUAUACAAAAUUUUUUACUAUUUGAAAGCUAUUACUGCAGUGUUAAGAACAUUUCCGAUCUAAAAGAUAGGUAAAUAAUGUUCCUUCAGUUUUGCAAAUAAUCUAUAUGUGUAUGGUGCUAUUAUCUAAUAUGCGCGAAAUUUUACUUUUUACUUAUUAUUAUUAUCCCUUAUUAUAUAUUACAGAGAUUAUUACAUAAAAACUACUUAGUUCAGCAUUCAAGAUUUUUUUACAUUUAAUAUGCAUUAUUUGCUUUAGGUUAACUUCUCGAUACGGGAAAAUAUGAUGUGUUUUAUAUAGCAUCAUCAAAUAUUAUAAUUUAUUACUUACCUUUUUUAGCGAAUCACACAUAUAAUUUUGUGAUUGCUUAAUUACUUUGUUAUAGCAACGAUAAAUUUUGAAAGUAUAUGAAUGUACAACAAUUUAUAUAAAAUCGUAUUGCGCGAUAAGGCAGUUUCUUUGUCUUAUUAAUUAAUUAUAAACGAAGGUCAUAUAAGUCAAUGAUACAUCACGAAAGAAAAUAUCAUUUAUUUCUGUAUAUUAACAUUGGAAUCGUCAAUUAAUAAAUUAAUUAACUUGCAAGGUUUCCGAUAUAUGAAGUAUAAUUUUGAUUCCGUCUCUUUGGUUUUUUUCGUAACCAUUCAACACUUUAUUGGCAGAAUAUUUUCUGUACAUAGUGAUGGAUGUGUAUAAUGCAAUAUUAAUAGAAUAUGAUUAUGCCGAAAUAGUACAAUUAACAUUGUCUUGACAAUAGUAAUGGUAGUUGACCUAGUACGUUUUAUUAAUUAAAUGUAUUCAUAAUAUUAACAUAAAAUAUUCAAAUCGGUGAUACCAUUUAAACGAUGUAUUUUUCUGUUCUUUUCUCUUUUGUUUACUUUUUUCGAUAUGCUUGUAUAAGGGAGGCAGUGUCGCCAGUAGUUUUAUUUCAUUGUGAAAUAUGAUGAAUGAUUAUCGGCGAAUGAUAUGUAUGAAAAUUAAUUAAAACGUAUUAUGCAAGUAGUUACCCGGAAAAACAGUUUCGUUACAUUCCGCUCGAUGUUAGAUGAAAUUUCUAUAAUGUACCACAGGCACACUAGAAGGAAAAAAGACACUAAGAAAAAAUGUUAUUAAUGUUUAUCUUUAUUCAUUGUAGAACGUGACAGUUUCCUAUGGUCAUCGUUGAUCACGAUACAUUUAGAGAAGUAUAGCGAGAAAAGAUUUCAUUCAUGUUUUGCCUGUAGACACAUCACAAAAUACAUAUAUACUCGCGCAUUUCUUUGUUUAUUAUGGUUACCGCUAUUAUUUUUUUUUCUGUGAUAGACUGUAUCAGUUUUACAUGCACUAAGUUAGAGCAAUUCGCGACAAACUUCUAAUCUUUCGAAUCAGACUCUGAAAUUGUCUAAACAACUAUGUGAUUAUAUUAUCUUUUGUAUCACAUCUACAUUCGAAUCUUAAGUAAAAAUAAAAAAGCCUACAGCAUCACUAGGCAUUUUUAAGAUAUAAUGUUCAACUUUUAAUUUUCUAAAAGAACCAAUCAAUCGACUAGUCUAUGUAAUUGAGCGGAACAUAACGAAAUACAUAUGUAUAUAUUUCUAACUGUCCUUAUCAUUUAUUCUGUCCUUUAUCUGUGGCUGUCUGUCUUGUUCUUAUCUAUUGCUCCAGGUCUAUCAAUGAAAUCAAUGAAAAGACAUGCAUUUGUCGUGUAUUAUGUAUAUCGGAUGUAAGAAAAAGAAAUAGAAUCGUCGUAGAGUACAGAAUUAAAUUUUCCAGUGAAAAUUCUUCUGGCAAUUCUUUUGAGACAAUUUGCGAUUUGUAUGAAGAUACUACAAAGUACAUGUAAGUACUUUCAAGCAAAUAUAUAGUAAAACCAUGUUUUCGUGCUGUUUUAUCUGUCAACCGCAGUCCAAAAUGAAACGAAAUCGAAACCAUGAUUAUCAAGCCUAUUUGUACCCGAAGUCUAUAUUUGCUACUAUUUUCGAAUACUUUUCCGUCUCUUAAGAUGUCAAAAUGUUCGUCGUCGUUUCUUCAUGUCCUUUCUACUAAGGUCAUCUGUAUUUUACUUUGACCAGUACUCAAUAAUAACAAGAAAAACAUGAAUUAAUAAUAGCAAUAAUACGAUAAUAUUAAUAACGAUGGUGAUGAUAUUGAUUAGUUUAGUAACAUUAGUUAGUAGUAGCAGUUAAUAGCUGUAGUACUGAUGGUGCUGGUAGUAAUUAGCAACCGUACUAAUAAUGUAACCAUGGUGAUGAUAUGACACAGUGACAACAGCGGUAGCGGGGAUUAAUUACAUACGUACUGCGGUGAGACAUAUGUGUGUUCGUUUUUAUUAUAUUUUUAUUAUUCUUUUUCGUUUGUUUCUUUCAAUAAGCGUUCUACUUUACCCUCUACUUUCUCCAUAGACGAUAGUUUCUACAUUUUCAUUACAGUUUUCGUUUACGACUUUUGUAUUUUUCCUGUGUUAUUUUUUGGUUUUCUGUCCAUGCUCUUUUUUUGUUUUAAUUUACUGAUUUCUUAUUAGUUGACUACGGUUGAAGAAGUAGCAACGUUUCACUUCUUAAUCGAACUAUAAUAUCAUAACAUCUUUUAAUAAUUUUUUAGCGUUUCUUUGACGCGAAUUGUAUACGUAUACACGCACACACACACACACGCAGUCGCGUGUACACACAACGAACGCGCAUUUACCAUACACGCACACAUACGCACAUCAAUAUAUAUUUCUUUUUCUUUGUUUCGCGAGCCUCCGCUACCGUCUAUCGUUUUACACAGCA